Molecule: messenger RNA, 1827 nt
Organism: Alternaria conjuncta
Lineage: Eukaryota; Fungi; Ascomycota; Dothideomycetes; Pleosporales; Pleosporaceae
Exons: 2
Coding region: 1-1827 (608 amino acids)
Source: RefSeq, a predicted model, not a curated record
AUGAAGGCCGCGCUGUUCCUAUCGCUUGCAGCUCUUGUCAAAGCGAGUACGGUUUUUCAACUCAACUCUACGUCGUAUUAUUCCCCAGGUCUUACCGCAGCGACGCUUAGCUUUAGCGACCCGUCAUGGGCCAACGUAGAGCCUUUGCCAAUCACUUAUCUGAGUUUUUCGGACCCUAAUGUCACCGCGGAGCUACUGGAGUUCACGAUAUCCUCAUUUCUAUCGCACGACGAUGUAUACUCGGAAUCUUUCCUCCAUACACUAGUGCUUGGCGGUUCAAGCAGUCUUUCAGACAAUGCACAUGCAUAUCUUGGCUCAAUCGGGUGCAGCAUGAUCUACACUGCGUUGGACGCCGGCGUAGCAUCCGGCCCAUAUCUACUUCACCCAUCAAAGGCUAUCACCAGAGUCUACCGAUUGUAUUGGGAUCACAACUUCGCUUUUGCGGAGUCGGUCACUGAAGGUCAGAAUGGGACUUUCCUUCCUGUCACAGGUCUGGCGUUGACGGAUGCCUACGGAGCUCUUAGUAUCGCAGUGCCGUCACGAUUAUACUAUCCAGCACCCACAGAAGAUAAACCGUUAUCGGGCAAACGCCUGGGCGUGAAGGAUAUCUACGACCUGAAGGGUAUCCGUACGAGUGGUGGAAACAGAGGCUACCGCGACCUUGUGGAUCCGGCUCCCAAGAGCGCGGCAGCCUUACAAAAGCUUAUUGACAUGGGUGCGGUGGUGAUUGGAAAGACAAAGACUACCCAGUUUGCGCUUGGGGAACGACCAACAGCCGACUACGUGGAUCAGCUGGCACCCUUCAACCCUAGAGGAGACGGCUACCAGCAUCCCCAGGGUUCAUCAGCCGGCUCUGGGGCUGGACUUGCAUCGUACAACUGGAUGGAUAUCGCAACUGCCUCCGAUACUGGAGGCUCUGUUCGCUUACCGGCCAUGGCAAACGGCCUGUUCGGCAUGCGCAUCACCAACGCCUCACUGCCACUCAAGGGAAUCUUGCCCAUCUCAGCAAUCUUUGAUACGCCAGGCGUACUAGCUAGGUCGGCGAAGCUCCUCCAAGCAGUGCAUAGGAAAUGGUACCCAGCCAAGGAAUACACAUCCUACCCUAAGCGCAUCAUCUUGCCUGAUCUGUUUUGGCCUACAGUCAACAGCACGAGUAUGCCUAUUUUUGAUUCGUUCAUCUCACAGCUAGCUGCUUUUCUUAACGCCAAUUUGACAACGUUCAACGCCAACGCCAGUUUCAAUGCAUACGCGAACAUCUCUGAAGGCAUAGCAUCCUAUCUCGGCUCUACAUACUCCAACAUUACCAACGUGGAUCAGUACCGCGACCUUGGUCUACCUUUUAGGGAGCAGUAUAUUGCCAAGUUUGGCAAAGCGCCCUACUGGAACCCGCAAACACGAGCGCGAUGGAAUCGGGCCGCAACUUUGCCGACCUCUAGCUAUACCACUGCUAUUGAGCGCACGCACACAUUCCAGACAUGGUUUCGAGAGACGUUGACGCCAUCAUGCGAGUCAACGUUGGUGCUGUAUCCUAUGGGUGCCGGUACGGAAGACUACCGCGACAUCUAUACAGCCGCUCCAGGUGGUAUAUUUGCUGCUGGACUACCCGGCAACCAGAUGUCAGUUCUGGCAGCGCUACCCGACUACACAAUACCGAUUGGCGCAAGGACGUAUGUCAGCAGGGUUACUGAGAGAAACGAAACGCUCCCCGUUACCAUUGGUAUGGUAGCUGCGGCAGGUUGCGACCACAUGCUCAUGGAUUUGGUUGCUGAACUUGCCGAAGUUGGAAUAAUUACCGAAAGUGUCAAAACCGGGUCUAGCAUGUACUAG